AUGAUCUCGCCGAUCGCUAAUCUGGGACCAGAGAUCCUGCUGGAAAUCUUCGAAUGGCUUUCUCAGGAUGGCAAUGCAACGCUUGUCCCCUCCGUUCUGUGCUGCAGAAAAUGGCGACCUCUGGCUCUGUCUGUCCUAUAUGGCGAUGUCGUUCUGACCCACAAACAACUCCCAAAGUUCGUGGAAACUUGCACGGACCAUGAAGUCCGUUCGCUGACAUUGCGGUUGGAUACUAUUCCCGUUAACCCCUAUGAGCCAUCUGAAGCCAAGCAAGCGGCCGAAUCUAGGCUGGAAGCAUUGAGGCGGCUCAGCCUACGGAUGCCGAGGAUGAGGCUUUCGGCCUUAUCUAUCAUGGUCAAAUUCCCCUUUCCAUUUACGGCCUCGCAGGAAAUAUCCUUCAUUCUAGAUCACUUGCCCGCUUGUUGCGUAAGCCUGGACAUCGAUGUCAGAUACACCAGCUUCAUCCCGAAUUCUACCGUAGAUCCGCAAGCUCAUCUGCACCUGUGUGACUCUAUUCGUGUUAUCCUACCUCAGUUACGACACCUACGCCUACGUCUUCCACUAAUUUGCCCUGCCAUAUUCUCUACUAAGCUACCCGGUCAGGAUACGCCCUAUCAAGUCAUCCGCGCCCCAAUGCUCAAAACCUGCCUUAUCAAUCUCUCCCUACGCCCUACUCAUCCCAAGCUGCCUUCUCCUCUUCCCCCAGUUCUCGCAGUACUCCAGGACUUCGCUCGUCUUAAUUCCACUAAUCUUGAGAGACUCUGGGUCAUCGACGUGGAGUCGCGAGGUCCAAACCCGCAUUCCUGGGCGGCCUGGGUGCGUCGCGAUUUCUUUUCCAACACCAGCUAUCCAAUUCCCGUAGCCAACAUCGGCGACUUUGUCCGCGUUGCUUGGUUAGCGCGGGUACCAUCGCCGGCGAGUCCACACAAGACGCAAGAUUGGCUGUCGACACUGGAUAAUCUGGAGACGCUGGCUGAAGGCAGCACCUGGGUAGAGACUAUCGCUUCUCGUGCCCGCCUGCCGAUCGCCAUGCUACGAGAGCAUCAGGACAGGCGCGAGGCGAUGGCCGGGGCACUGUUCCGGAAGCGCAACAGGAUCGCUUGUAUGCUAUGGAGGAAUGAGGAUGAGACGGGUGAAAAGUUGCUUGCGGAGGGGCCUGGGGAGUUGAUGCGACGAUGGGACAUGAAUGAAAUAACGCCUAGUGGCUGGAUGAGGGACGAGCACACUGCUUCGCCCAUGGUUCGAGCGUGAUGAGGUUCAAACAGUAAAUCAUUCAUGAAGUACAUAACCUAGGUAGGUACUUAACAUAAUCACUACCAGUCAGCCGAUUAAGUUAAAACGUAUAUUUCUGAUACAGAGG
Messenger RNA from Annulohypoxylon truncatum, 1360 nucleotides. RefSeq lists its product as uncharacterized. Bases 1 to 1251 code for a protein of 416 amino acids. The record is from RefSeq and is a predicted model, not a curated record. The transcript has 2 exons. NCBI's taxonomy places the organism in Eukaryota, Fungi, Ascomycota, Sordariomycetes, Xylariales, Hypoxylaceae.